ACGGCAUAUAUUAUAUUUCGAAUUCCGUCGCAAAUUAUAGAUCAUCUAAACCGAGUUUAAGACAUUAAAAUAAAAAGCAUACGGCGUAUGCGCAAGAGAGAAAGAGAGAGAGAGAGAGAGAUUGGCAAAGCAGAUUCCGAAUACAUUGUGCACGUAGCCUUAACUCGCGGCGCGUCGCUCUCGCUCCCCGGUGCUCCCCGGCGUGCCCCCGGAACCCGGGUCCGUCUGCGAGAUCUCUAUCUCGCUUCACGGAGAGGUUUCGCUACUCGCUCCGCGUGCCCCGACUCUCAUUGAGAGUCAGUCAGUCAGUCAGUCAGUCCGCCGGAGCGACGCGGUUCGCGCGCAUCGUUACACAUCGCGCGCCGUUCGCAAGCGAGAGAGGAAAGUUCGCGCGCCUCUCUCAUUUCCUUUUUCAUCCCUUUUUCACCCGCUUUCUUUCUCUCCUUCUCGCUCUUUCUCUUUCUGUUUUACCGAUCGAGGGGGUAGACAACCGUGCGUUGAAAUCACCGCGGGAUCACCGGUAUCUCCGCCGCGCGGAGGAGACGCGCGUCGCGCGAUCGUGUCUCGUGCGCGCGCCCCGUGAAAUCUCAAAUCCUCCGAUUUCACGCGUCGGAUCGCCAACGGCACGCCGCACGCACGCCGGCACGUUGAAUUAUAUAGGGAGGCCGAGGCGGCCAGGCGAACGUUUUACGUUGCUCGUUAACUGCCAGUGCACGCACGGCGGUUGCCGGGGAAGGUCGAAGGGACGAGACGCUUCCUUACACCGGUGUGCGUGUAACACCUGGUAGCGGCGGCAGCGGCAACGACGACGACGACGACGACGACAGCAGCUGCGGCGGCGGUACUGACCGGCAAUUAUGCGAUCGGCUGCGGCCGUCCUGGCCGCGGCGGCGACGUUGGCUCUGGCCCUUCUCCUGGACGUCGCCGACGUGGCCCUUGCCCGGCAUCAACAUCGCUCCGGGAACUCCGGCCACAAACCGUCCGGUGAUAUCUCCCUCUGGAUCGAUCAGCAGCAAAUUAAGAUGUUCAGCGGGCUUGCAAUGGAAAUAUACGCGAUUGCGGAGGGCCGAGUACUCGCUUAUCUUUUAGAUCCAGAGUUUGAGAAUAAAUUGCCGAUUAUCCCAAGCGAGGUGUCGCACGUGAAUUUCACGUGGAAGUCAGGAGUAAAAAAAUACUAUUACAAUUUUUUUCGGUUAAAGUCAUACGACGAGAGCAUCUUGAAAACUCCAUCGAUCACGAUCAAAAAGGAAGGACGAGUGCCUAAGAGACCGAAAGAUUUCAGCAUUCUCCUACCUUGCGCUGGCAAUUCGGGCAUAGCGCAAUUCGGGAUCAGUCUGAUGAUCGAGACCCUCAAAGGAAAACCUUUAAACGGGACGCCUCUUCGUCUCAGUUUGAGGAAAGAAUGCACCGUGCGCGGUGAGUCCGUCAGUCGCGCCCACGAUCACCACCUCUUCACUCACACAUACAAGCCUAAUCCUGGUCCCUGCCCAGAUGGUUAUCUAGGUCCUAAUUGUAAAACAGCGCUUUGUUAUCCGAAUUGCAUGAAUGGCGGUAACUGUACGGCACCAGGCGUGUGUUCAUGCCCACCAGGAUAUCAGGGUCCUUAUUGCGAAGGAGGUAUCUGCACAGAAAAAUGUUUGAACGGAGGAAAGUGUAUUCAAAAGGAUAUCUGUGAAUGUCCAAAAGGCUAUUUCGGUUUGCGCUGUGAAUUUUCCAAAUGCGUUAUUCCUUGUCUCAAUGGAGGCAAAUGCAAGGGUACUAACAUCUGCAGAUGUUCAAACGAAUAUAAAGGCAAUCACUGCGAAAUUGCAACCACACAUAUAACGUCACAACGUUCAACAUGUAGCAAGCCGUGUAAACAUGGAACCUGUCAAUCAAAUGACACAUGUCUCUGUGAAGCUGGCUGGUACGGAAAGUUUUGUCACAAAAGCAAGCCAUGGGCUUAGAGACUAAUGGAAAAUCUUCAACGUUAUUAUUAUUCAUACCAACUGAAUCUUUUAGAAAGCGAUGUUAUUCUAAAAUCACUAGAUAGAAUUUACGGCAGAUUGUGUUUACAUAUAUAUCCUGAAUUGUACGGAGAAACAAAGGUCUAUGCGUUCGUAGAGAAAGAAUCUCGUGAUAUUAAAAUGAUUCAAAGAAAUUUGUAGUGUAUUCUUGUUUUUAUUUGUGAAAAGAAAAGCAUUAAAGCUUUCACAAGAUUUAGAUCCAAAUCUCGAUUGUAACUAGUGUGAUGUGAAAUUCAUAGUUUUUCCAAUUUACUCUGCCUCAGAUGUGAUAUGUAAAGAACUGCUUUAUGUCAUUUUACAAUAUUAUUAUUUAGUUAAUACUACUUUUAUACUGUAGAUGUAACAAUUGUAAAAACAAAAUAGGAACAAAAUGUAUUUUCUGUAAUGGUUUAGAAAGCAUAAUUAUGAUAAUAAUUCAGCAUUGUAGUAGUGUGCCUGUGAUGGACUUCUUCUCCUAUACUAUCUUUUUCUGUACAUCUUAGAAUAUAGAUAAAUAAAUGUAGUUUUAUAUUAUAAA
Molecule: messenger RNA, 2523 nt
Organism: Acromyrmex echinatior (Panamanian leafcutter ant)
Lineage: Eukaryota; Metazoa; Arthropoda; Insecta; Hymenoptera; Formicidae
Gene: shf
Product: WNT inhibitory factor 1
Biological process (GO): anatomical structure development
Cellular component (GO): cell surface; extracellular region
Molecular function (GO): signaling receptor binding
Source: RefSeq, a predicted model, not a curated record